This is a messenger RNA of Symbiodinium natans, 1173 nucleotides long. The record is from the annotation of a GenBank genome assembly. NCBI's taxonomy places the organism in Eukaryota, Dinophyceae, Suessiales, Symbiodiniaceae.
AUGGUAGCCGAUGCGACACGCUCUUCCAGCUUGCCAAAGUGCGCUUUCUCGUAUGACGGGAUGGACUGGCUGGAGGGUGGAGGAGAAGGAACUGCAGGGCCGUUGGCGCAUGAGCCUGGCUGGGAUUUCUUCGUCGUGCCGAUCACUGCAAAAGGUCAGCCUUCGUUCAUACGCGUCCGGAGGUCUCUGCCCAUUCGCUUGGUUCGUGUGUAUGGUGAGUGGCCCAGCAGUGAUUCUGCGCUGGCAACAGUCUUGCAUCCUGGUGGCGUGAAGGAGGCCGAAGUCGUGCUGCCAGAGGCUGCAACGAAGCUGUCCAGGCUGCUGGUAGCAGUUUGUCCACCUGCAGUGGCUGUGCAUAGCCAUGGCGGCAGCGCACUUGAAACAGAAGCUACUGCGCCAAGGCCGAAUUGGAGUGCACUCAGCGGAAUUUGUGCAGCAGCAGUAGCUGCUGCUGAAGCAGAGGCUCAAGCAGCAGAGCUGGAGCAGCGAGCAGCUUGUGGAAGACCUUAUCUAUCAAAUUAUUUGCAUCGACAAGGGAGUAUCUCGCCGGCUUCUUCGGACCUUUCGACGUGUUCCAGCGCCAACCGUAUUGUUACAAGGUCCACUGCUUCCACACCACGAGGACUGACAGCCGGUGCCAUCCUUGCACAACUCUACGAAGAAGAGGUCUUGGCGUCUCUUUCAGCUGGGGAGAGCUCUGGUGAUGCAGGGCUAGACUCUUUAACUGGGAUUCGGCAGAAAAAUGCUGAGAUCGACUCCCUGAAGAAAGAGCUUGAAAAGGAACGUGUGGCAAGGCAAGCUGCUGAAGCCACGGCCAAGCAAUCAAUCUGCACAGCAAGUGAUCUUCAGAAGGAAUGCAGUUUGCUGCAGCAGCAGUUGCGAAAUGCAGAGAGACGGACAAUGGCGUUGGAAAUGCAGGGUCGUCAACUGAGUACCGACCUCCAGCGCGCAGCAUGUCGGGCAGUUCCUGCGAAGACGAUGGACGAUGUGGUGUCAGAGCUCGUGGCGCUGGAGCUCCAGCAACUGAAGUCUUUAACAGCGGGAGAGCGUGCUGGUGCCAAACGUAGGUUGCUGCUCCGGUGGCAUCCAGACAAAAACUCCGGGAACGGAGCUGGCAACGAUUUGGCCAAGCGGGUGCUGCAAGAGUUGCAGUCACACCCAGCUUGGGCUUGA